AAAAUUUCCAGACUUCCCCCAGAUUGGACUCGGCCAUUCCCUUUCUCCCUCCUAUUCUCCUCUCUGUUUCUCUGUUUCUUCAUAUUCAAUUCAAUCGCUUGAGUGCCCAAACAUGUGCGGUAUUUUCGCGUGUCACCGUCACCCCGAUGUGCAAAAGUUCAAGCCUACGGCUCUGCGCAUGGCCAAGGCUGUCCGCCACCGUGGACCUGACUGGAGUGGAAACUUCCUUGACGGACAAACAAUUCUUGCCCACGAACGUCUGAGUAUUGUCGGCGUCGACACUGGUGCUCAGCCCCUCGUUAACGAAGAUGGCUCCCUCGCCCUCGCUGUCAACGGCGAGAUCUACAACCACCGUAUCGUCAGAAAGGGAUUGACCGUUCCCUACGAGUUCAAGACACAUUCGGAUUGUGAAGUUGUAAUUCCUUUGUACAUGCAAUAUGGCCUUGAUGCGCCCAAGCACCUUGAUGGCAUGUUUUCCUGGGUUCUCUAUGACAAGAAGCAGGACCGAGUUGUUGCGGCACGCGACCCUAUUGGUAUCACCAGUUUCUACAUCGGAUGGUCUUCUCAGACCCCUGGUGCUGUUUACUUCGCCUCGGAGUUGAAAUGCUUGCACCCCGUUUGCGAUAAGGUCGAGGCUUUCCCCCCUGGUCACGUUUACGACUCCAAGACCGGUUCCAUGACCAGAUACUUCGAGCCGACAUGGUGGGAUCCGACCAAAAUUCCUACGACACCUAUUGAUUACAAGAACCUCCGUCAUACCUUUGAGAAGGCUGUCCGGAAGCGUCUGAUGGCUGAGGUCCCCUACGGUGUCUUGCUGUCCGGUGGUUUAGACUCCAGCUUGGUGGCGUCUAUCGCCCAGCGGGAAACUUUGCGCAUGCAUGAGGCCACCAAGGUCGCCGCCCAGCAGCAGACCGGCUCGUCUGACUUGGUUGGCAUCGAUGACUCCAAUGAGCUCUCGAGCGCUCCCAUCCUCCAGCAGUUGCACUCUUUCUCUAUUGGUCUCCCCGGUGCUCCCGACACUGAGGCUGCUCUUGAAGUUGCCCGAUUCCUUGGAACCAAGCACCACGCUUUCACAUUCACUGUCCAGGACGGUAUCGAUGCUCUUUCUGAUGUUAUUUACCACCUGGAGACCUACGAUGUCACCACCAUCCGUGCUUCGACCCCGAUGUAUCUAUUGAGCCGCAAGAUCAAGGCUAUGGGUGUCAAGAUGGUUCUGAGUGGUGAGGGAAGUGACGAGAUUUUCGGUGGUUACCUCUACUUUCACGCUGCCCCCAACAAGGAAGAAUUCCACCAGGAGACCGUCCGCCGUGUCAAGAACCUGCACCUGGCAGACUGCCUCAGAGCCAACAAGUCGACUUCCGCAUGGGGUCUUGAGGCCCGUGUGCCUUUCCUCGACAAGGGAUUCCUGGAGACCGCCAUGGGCAUUGACCCCUCCGAGAAGAUGAUCACCGGAGACCGCAUCGAGAAAUACAUCAUGCGGAAAGCAUUCGACACUCGGGAGGAGCCCGACGUUGCUCCUUACCUGCCAGAGAAGAUCCUUUGGCGCCAGAAGGAGCAAUUCAGUGAUGGUGUCGGCUACAGCUGGAUUGACGGUCUGAAGGACCACGCUGAGCUCCACGUCACUGAUGAGAUGAUGAAGAACCCCAAGCCUGAGUGGGGUGCCGACAUUCCCGACACCAAGGAAGCUUACUGGUAUCGUACGAUGUUCGAUGAGCACUUCCCCCCCUACUGCGCAUCGACCGUCGAGCGCUGGGUCCCCAAAUGGUCCAAGCAGACUGACCCCAGUGGACGGGCUAUUGCUACCCACGUUGCCAAGUACGACAGCACCGAGUAAACAUCAUUUCGACAUGGUUACGAGCUUGUUUGAACGACAGGGAUAGACAAAAUAAAAGGGAAAGAGGGAAUUAAAAAGCGCCUUUAGACUUUUCUAUCUGCGAUAUUGUAUAGGGUGCAAUUGCCAUACCAUAUAUGCUGACGAUUCAGCGUUUUGUAAUUUGAUAUAUCUUUUGAGCUCCAGCAUCUGUGAUUAUAUCCCUUUAGGUUGCUUAGGUUGGGUUGGUAGAAAUUUAAUAGAGUUGACUAAUUUGUAUAUAUUGUGGAGUGAGGGAGUUAGAAGACCCUUGCCGUUUUGGCCGCCUGCCUAUCAGGCCAUCCACAUAUUUCACCUUC
This is a messenger RNA of Aspergillus ruber CBS 135680, 2169 nucleotides long. RefSeq names its product asparagine synthetase B. Bases 113 to 1834 code for a protein of 573 amino acids. Gene Ontology annotation, cellular component: cytosol. The transcript is spliced from 9 exons. The record is from RefSeq and is a predicted model, not a curated record. Gene Ontology annotation, molecular function: asparagine synthase (glutamine-hydrolyzing) activity. Lineage: Eukaryota; Fungi; Ascomycota; Eurotiomycetes; Eurotiales; Aspergillaceae.